CCCGAAUGUAAAGCUAUACAGCACAAAAUAAACUGUCCUAUCAAUAUUAGAAACCAAAUUAAAGAGAAGAGAUGACUAAGGAAAAUAUGGCAAAACACAAGGUAGCAGCAAGACAAAAUAAACUAUAAUACAGCCACAAACUGCAACAGAGAAGCACAAAAACUCCUACUUUUAAAAUUAUCUUCAAAAUUUAACACCAACUGCAGAUACUGAUUAUUUACUUUAAAAGACCACAAGAAAAUUAAAACAACCCAGUAAACACAUCCCGGCAUUAAGAAACCCAGAUGGCUCAUGGGCGAGAACAGAUCAAGAAGAAGCAUACUAAAUCCAAGACACGAUGCCUAUAUUACAGCAUCUCCCUACUUUCUAUAUGGAUUUUUGUUUACAUAUAUUUUUACUAUUAAAAUACUUGGACCAAAACUAAUGCGAUACAGGCAGCCAUAUAAUAUUAAAAAUCUUCUAAUUGGCUACAAUUUUAUUCAAAUUCUACUUAACACAUAUAUCGUAUACGAAGCCAUAAUUGUUUAUUUUUCAAAUUCAAAUUGGAUAUGUAUAGAUACGACCGAGAAAAAUAUUUUAGCAGACGCAAGGAAACAUUAUUAUUUUCUCAAAAUACUCGACUGUGUUGAAACAGUUUUUUUCAUAUUGCGGAAAAAAUACCAACAAGCUAGUUUUCUCCACAUAUAUCACCAUACUGGCAUUUUAUGCGCAGCUUUCUUGGCAUUUAGAUAUGACUAUGGGGAUACUACAUGGAUAAUUGGUGGUUUAAAUUCGCUAACUCAUGUUUUUAUGUAUGUUUACUAUUUAUUGAGUGCUAUAAAUUCCAGAUGGAGCAAGUAUACCACAAUAAAGAAGAGUUUAACCUUAUUACAGAUUGUGCAACUGAAUGUGAUAUUGUUUUCGUUGGCAAUAACAAAACUUAUUCCAGAGUGUUAUUCAGUGCCAACUUAUAGUUUAGUUAUAUGGAUAUUUCAAAAUGUGUUUAUGAUCAACUUAUUUGUAAGAUUUUACAUUAAAUCAUAUGUAAAUAACCAAAAGAGUGUAGGUAAAAAGAAAUAAUUGUAUUUUUUAAAUAAAUUUAAUAUAUAAUAA
Molecule: messenger RNA, 1092 nt
Organism: Diabrotica virgifera virgifera (western corn rootworm)
Lineage: Eukaryota; Metazoa; Arthropoda; Insecta; Coleoptera; Chrysomelidae
Product: elongation of very long chain fatty acids protein 1-like
Exons: 5
Coding region: 292-1059 (255 amino acids)
Biological process (GO): sphingolipid biosynthetic process; fatty acid elongation, saturated fatty acid; very long-chain fatty acid biosynthetic process
Cellular component (GO): endoplasmic reticulum membrane
Molecular function (GO): fatty acid elongase activity
Source: RefSeq, a predicted model, not a curated record